Messenger RNA from Neltuma alba, 4443 nucleotides. RefSeq lists its product as uncharacterized. Bases 795 to 3914 code for a protein of 1039 amino acids. Lineage: Eukaryota; Viridiplantae; Streptophyta; Magnoliopsida; Fabales; Fabaceae. The record is from RefSeq and is a predicted model, not a curated record. The transcript has 3 exons.
UCUUUUUUCUGUGUUUUCUUUUUUCUUUCCACAUUACAGGUUGUUCAAGUAACUGAUGGUUUUCCCCCUAUGUUUCUGGAUCGAUUUUAAUCGUGUUUAGUUUUUGUUCAUUGCCUGAUCGUUUCGUUUGAUGAUUCUGCUUAUUGCGUUCGGUUAUUUUCGCGGUUUCUACUAUCUCCAGUCGGAAAGUUCCAGAAGAAUAAAUUAUUUUUUAAAAAUACUUUUAUUAAUCGGCGUAAUGUUUUAGUGGUUGUUAGUGAUUAAGUUGAACCUUCAGUAGUCUUUUUUUCCUUGUCUGAUGUUUAAGAAAACUUUAAAUUUAGUGUAUUUUAACGACACUCACCGAAAACAGAACGGACACUGAUUUUUAUAUUUUAGUAGUUGUAUUAUGGUUUUAUAAACCAUUAUCCGCCAUUUCACUCGUAUCCUAGGGGGAAAUUUGCUGUCUAGUGUUCUUGCGUUUGAGAAACUGAAAAUUCUCUGUGAUUCUACUUCUCUUUAAAUGUGAAAUUAUGGGCAGUUUUCCUUUUGAGGGAAGAUCAGAAACUGAAUGUGUAUCGACACUUGUUGAAUUUUAAGUUCAUUUCUAAUUAAAUUUGACCUUUAAACUGUUCAAUGUUGUAAUGGAAUGAAGUGCAAAAUGGGAAGAUUGUAAAAUUGAAACUGGAGUUAAGUGCAAAAUUAAUAUUAAUAUUGUUUUGUUAAAUAGCAAAGGAAAAAAUGCAAAUCAUGGAGCCUAUUAUAUGUUUUUUCCCCACUGUAACAGUAUAUUAUAGAGAAGAUAUUCCGUAUCCAUGGAGUCUUAUGGUAAGCACAAAUAUGCUGCUGGAAGAGAUCCGGAUUUUGGUGCAAUUUUUAUGACAAGUAGGGCAACACUGCGAGAAUGUUUCCAAAGAAGAUUGUUUGGCCUCCCAUCUAGUCAGAUGCCAUUUGUAAAACAGGUUAAAGCAGGAAUGCUUUUAUUUCUGUUUGACUAUGAUAACAGAGAGCUGUAUGGUGUAUAUAAGUCAUCUAGUGAUGGUGCCAUGAAUAUUGUGCCUAGUGCAUUCAGUUCAUCAGGGAGGCAAUUUCCUGCUCAGGUUGAAUUUAGUCCAAUUUGGGACUGUAAGCCACUCAAAGAAAGUAAAUUUCGGGAUGCAAUCAGAGAAAAUUACUUUUCAGCAAAAAAGUUCCACAUGGGGCUAUCGGAAAAACAGGUUCAUAGACUUCUAGAUUUGUUUAGCAAGAGAAAGCUUCCUGGGAGACAAGUGAAACCUGAUCAUUAUCCUGUGGGUAAAGUUGGAAGAUCCGUUGGCGGUCGCAUGCAUGCAGAAAUAGUUAAAAAUGAGCAAGAUGUAGUUGCUAGCACUUUACCAUUGACAAUGCAUAAUUACAAAAGAGAUUCAUUCCAUUACACUGGAGAAGUUGAUGAUGAAGAACAUUCUAUAAGCAUGCAGCUCAGGCCAGCUAUUUCAGGUGGUCUAUCUGGAAACUUUCCUGGUGCAGCCACAGUUCAUGAUGAUAUGUUACAUGUGAGUGAGAGGCUAUUGAGUGACCACAAAACAACACAUGGUCAGAGAUUUUUGGAUGAUACUUCUAGUUUACAUAAUUCCAAUGUCAGUUCGUUUUUCUUUUCAAGUAAUCCUGUGUUAGAUCCUGAUUCUCUGGUUCAAAAUCAACUCGUGGCAACUUCUGCUAUGCCUCACCUGAUCCACGCACCCAUCUCAGACAAAUUUUGCGUAGCACAAGGAAAUUUAAGUUCCAAGAGCAUCCUUCUCUAUGAUCCUGAUGCCCCUGCUUCUAAUACUAGGCAGCCAUCAUCUGUUAGGAUUAGUAUUAAUGAUAGUUCUAAGCCAAUGGGAGUAAGUGCUUCUCCAUCAAACAAUUAUAGAAGAAAUAUCAUGUGUUCUCUGGAUGAUCAGCUAUCUUACGCUCAUGCAGAGCUGAAAGACGCAAACCAAUCUCAAGGUUGCAGUUAUGGCCUUAAUAACCCUGUUUCAUUUGAAAGUAACUUAACUAGCAUGACCUUAUGUGCAGCUCAGAAUUCUGAACGGCUUGCAACUAAACCUGUUGAAUAUGAAGAUUUUGACAGCUCUCCUUUUAAGUCAUCAUCGGGUCUCUUCCCUCAUUUGGGUAUUGGAAACAGUGGCUGGAGUUCUGAGCCAUAUGCUUCCUUGUGUGACAAGUACAAUACACAUUCAAGCAAUGAUUAUUGCCCCAUGGCAUUGCAAGAAAACCUGGGUCAUGAUGAAAUGACAUUGCAGAAGAACAGUGAAACAUUUUCUGCUAUGCCUUGGGGAAAUGAGGGUCAUUCUCAAAGCCAAUAUGAUGAUCCAUUAUUAAAUGAACAUGAUCAUGAUUUUGAAUGUUAUGUAAAUUCUGGAAGUCCUUAUUCUGGUUAUAAGAACAAAACUAGUGUAUUUUCUCGGUUAUGUUUUGUGCAUCCUUUUAACAACAAAAAAUAUGGAAGCAAUCACAGCCACAGGGGAUAUGAUGUCUCCUUGGAUUCGGUGGAUGAAGUAAUGGACAUGGUUCGACAGAGUCGCAACCAUCGGGGGAUCAAAAGAAAGAUUAACCCAUGGGUUAAGGUCGACAAAGCUGAAAGUAUGGGGGAUAGAAAAAUCAGAAGCUCAGGGUCAUCAAAAGCUUCCUCUGGGAACAGCUUGGAUGAUACGAGUAUGGGUGUCAUGAUUGCAGCAGGUGACAGUGAAAUUAAUCAAAUAGAUGAAGGUACACGUUUUGUGGAUUUCAAGCGCCGCAGUCAGGUACGGAGGAAUAAUGAAAUUCAGAUUAGAGGCUCUGAUGAGAAUGUAAGGAGUGAUGACUUACGGACUGUGCAGCAAAAGAAAAGAAGGUUGAUCCGUCCAAAUUUUAGUAAGGGCCCAACUCCUGGUGACAAGAAGGACAUCAGUCUUGGUUCUUCUCAAAAUUUACAAGCAUCUUUGUCACUUCAAAAUUUGGAGCCCAAGGGUGAUAGUAAAAGCUGUGAGGUUGUGAUUCGAACUGAGGAAAACCUCAAAAUAGAUUGUAAAGAGCUGAAUUUGGUUUCUCAAAAACAUUUUAGAGACACAAGUGAUCAGGCUAGGGGUGUGAACUCUGAAGAAGGAAACCAAAGAGAAGGGCAGUCACUACAUAAGACAGGAUUAAAUGACGGGUCAGACGGUCCAGAGCAUAUACACAUCCAUCAUGCUUCCUCUUCAGCCUUUUGUGAAGGCAGGGGUUUUCAUGACAAGGAAGGUUCAUGCGUCAAGGAUGACAUAAAACCUAUAUUUUCAGACACCGAAUUACGACAUUCAAUUUGUCAACCACACAACAAAGAAAAAGUCAUAGGUGCUAGCGGAUACAUUAACACUGGAGAAGGAACUUUACUAGAUGGCCAGCAGCUCCUUCCUCCUGAAGUUGAAGGUGUACCUGAAUUUGAAAAGAACUCUGAUAAUGAACCUGCUUCAAAUUUGACUUGUGAAAAGAGCAACUGUAAUAUUGAGAAGGGCUCAAAUAUGAAACAUGAAUCCCAAGAAGCCAGUGGAGUAGCAGACAGUUCUGAUGGCAAGCAGCUCCUUCCUACUGAAGUUGAAGAUGCACCUGAAUAUGAAAAGAACUCUAAUAAUGAAGGUGUGUCAAAUUUGACUUGCAAAAAGAGGAACUCUAAUGUUGAGAAGGGCUCAAAUAUGAAUCAUGAAUCCCAAGAAGCCAGUGGCGUAGCAGAAAGUUCAGAUGGCAAGCAGCUUCUUUCUGAAGUUGAAGAGGUACCUGAAUCUGAAAAGAACUUUGUUAAUGAGAAUGCUUCAAAUUUGACCUAUGAAAAGAGGAAUUCUAAUAUUGAGAAGGGCUCAAGUAUGAAUCGUGCAUCCCAAGAAACCAGUGGUGUAGCAGAAUGUUCAGAACUAUGCAAAGAUGGUUUUGAAAAUAAGAAAGGCGCAUCUUUCCAUGUCUAAGAACGUUGACAUGCCUCCCUGUUACUUUGGAGAAGCUGCUAUUGGGGGAUAGAAUGUUGGACUUCAGUAAUAGCGUUUAACUUUAGUGGGAAUUAGCGUCGAUGUGGGCAGGCAGGUUAGGGAAAGAAAGAAGAAUAAUUUUUGUUUUGGGAGCUUUCUUCUGUCCCAAGAAUUUACGGUGCGUGAUGGAGGCAUUGCCUGCAAACACGAUAUACCUUUGGAAAGAGGGGGAAUGGUCGAUUGGUUUAGGUUGGUCUUCCUUUUUUCUUUUUUUCUUUUUUUGUUGGGGGGGUUGGUUGAUGUAAAUGCGCACUGUCAAAGUCACUUGGAAAUGGGGUUUGCAUUGCAUGUGAAUACUAUCUUGUCUAGGACAUUCCAUGGAAGGUUAAUUCAUGGCGGUUGUUUCCCACUUCUGAAUUGGUUGUCUGUUAUGACUGUAGAUUCGGCGAGCUAACUGUGCUUAUCGAACAGAAUCUAUACUGUGAAGAAUGCGAUACAAAGUUAUAAAGUAGUGACUUCUCUGGUAUUA